GUCCCGGCCCCGCCGUCCCUCCCGCCCGCCGCUUGUCCCGCGGCGGGGCCCGCUGGCCGCCCGCCUGGCCCCGGAGCCGCCGGCGCCUGCUACCGGGGGAGCCGCUCCCGGCCGGGACCCGCCGACGGGCCGGGCCUCUCGCGUCCCCCUUCGGCCGCGGGGCAGCCUCGGGGAGCGGCCCCCGCACGGUGCCCCCGAGGUGCCGGCGGGGCUGGACCCGCAGGCCCGGGAGGGCGAGAGGAUGUCCCGGGUGCCGGUGGGGAAGGUGCUGCUGCGGAACGUCAUCCGGCACACGGGCGCGCACAACAAGAUUCAGGAAGAGACAGAAAUGUGGAAAAUAAGAGAGUGGGAGAAGCAGACAGAAGAGAGUUACUGGAAAAGGCAAAACAGAAUGCUGUCGGACACCUCCGGCAGCCGGAUGCGCAGCGAUGGCUUCGAUGAGGAGGGUCACAGGGCUGACUGGAAAACAAAGAACUCGCAAUUUUUCGACCUAGUCGAAGAUGAUUUCCUCAGGGCCCGAUCCUGGAAUAAAAAGCUGUAUGAAUGUGAAGCCAACAUGCCAGACAGGUGGGGUCACAGUGGCUAUAAAGAGUUGUACCCUGAAGAAUUUGAUACGGAUAGUGACCAGCAAGAAGGAGAUGAACAAAGAGUUAUCAACGGGAAGAAGAAAUCUCAGCUGGGGAAGCAAACUGCCCAUGAGUCACACAAACGGAGGAAAACAAAGAAAUCACACAAGAAGAAGCAAAAAAAGCGAUCACACAAAAAGCGAAAGAAAAAGAAAAAGGAGCAGGGGAGAACGUCAUCAGAGUCUUCCCAGGAGAGCGAGUGCUCAGGAGAGGAGACCUCCAGCACCCGGAAAGGGAAACAGAAGCGUAAGAAAAAGACUAGAAAAGUGCCUGCCAGAGAACCCACUUCUUCUUCUGGGCAGGAAAGUGACUUUUCUCAUGCCAGCAGCUCGACCACCAGCAGCUCUGAGGACAGCGCAUCUGAGGGGAAGAGAGAGAAACGGUCCCCAAAAAAGAGGAAAAAACGUCCCAGUUCUGUGUUAGAGCGGCACAGUGAAGUACCGGAGAAGAGGAGCAAGAGGAAGAACUGGAAAGUGGCCGCAGAUGAAAAGUCAGAGGACAGCUCAGAUGAGGACUGAUGAGUCUAGGCUGCAGUUCAAACAACAAGAGACAGCUAUGUCUGGCAAAACAGGACAUGUCACUGGACUCAACUUUCCCAUCCUCCAACAAAAGCAGACCUGCGUGGCAACAUGUGCAUGGUCAGCUGGACAGAGAAGGGAGCGUGAGGGAGUAUGCUGGUUGCAGCUGAAGGUGCAGUACUCCUUCCUUAAUGAUGAAGACAAGACAGCGGUGCAUUUGCCUGUUUUAGACUGCUCUCCAAAUCCCGGUGUGGGCUGGCCAUUGUGUCUGCCUUUCCUUCCUCCUCUCCAGGGGGAUGCUGAAAUGAUUUGUGCUGACAGAGGAGCCUUGGCAGGUGUUUUGUUGUGUCUCUGGUCUGCCCAGUGUAUUACCUGAGGAACUGGUAAUGGGCCUCUCUCCCUCCAGUUGAACAGCCGAGCCUUUUAACGAAAUAAAUCAAUCCAGACGUG
Messenger RNA from Colius striatus (speckled mousebird), 1594 nucleotides. It is a transcript of the gene NKAPD1, whose product is annotated as NKAP domain containing 1. The transcript is spliced from 6 exons. The record is from RefSeq and is a predicted model, not a curated record. Lineage: Eukaryota; Metazoa; Chordata; Aves; Coliiformes; Coliidae. Bases 242 to 1144 code for a protein of 300 amino acids.